GCCCUCCCUUCCCACGCCCCAGUGCGCUGUGGGAUAGUGCCUCUAUAAAGUAUACCCUCUCUCGGAGCACGAUAAGAAGCCCGAGACAGGAGGGGGAUGAAGAUGGCGGACGCCAAGCAGAAAAGGAAUGAACAGUUAAAGCGAUGGCUGGGCUCGGAGACGGACCAGGAGCCUCCUGUUCUGAAAAAGAAGAAGACGAAGGUGAAGUUCGAUGAUGGCGCCGUGUUUCUGGCCGCCUGCUCAAGCGGUGAUACCGAGGAGGUGCUCCGUCUGCUUGACCGAGGCGCUGACAUCAACUACGCCAAUGUAGACGGUCUUACUGCGCUUCACCAGGCUUGCAUAGAUGACAACAUUGACAUGGUGACAUUCCUGGUGGAACACGGAGCCAGCGUCAACCAGCCCGACAACGAGGGCUGGAUCCCCCUCCAUGCUGCAGCUUCCUGUGGAUACCUCGACAUAGCAGAGUAUCUGAUCAGCCAAGGUGCUAAUGUUGGAGUUGUGAACAGUGAGGGGGAGACGCCUCUGGACAUCGCUGAGGAGGAGCCAAUGGAGGAACUUCUACAAAACGAGAUUAACCGACAAGGGUUGGACAUAGAGGCAGCCCGAAAAGAGGAGGAGCGCAUCAUGCUGAGAGAUGCUCGGCAAUGGCUGAACAGCGGCCAGAUUCAAGACACCCGGCACGCCAAGUCGGGAGGAACGGCGCUCCAUGUAGCCGCCGCCAAAGGAUACGUGGAGGUUUUAAAGCUUUUAAUCCAAGCAGGUUAUGACAUAAAUAUUAAGGACUAUGAUGGCUGGACGCCUCUCCACGCAGCGGCGCACUGGGGCAAAGAGGAGGCGUGUAGAAUACUCGUGGAGAAUCUGUGCAACAUGGAGCUCGUUAAUAAAAUGGGCCAGACUGCUUUUGAUGUAGCUGAUGAAGAUGUUCUGGGAUAUUUAGAAGAGCUACAAAAGAAACAAAACCUGCUGAUGAGGGAGAAGAAGGACGCGAAGAAGUCUCCUUUGAUUGAGGUGACAACCACAGGAGACAACAACCAAUCACUGAAACCACUCAAAAGCAAAGAAACGCUGCUUCUGGAGCCUGAAAAGACCGCGCCGCGCAUCGAGACCUUAGAACCGGAGAAGGUGGACGAAGAGGAAGAGGGGAAGAAGGACGAAUCGAGCUGCUCGAGUGAGGAGGAGGAGGAGGAAGAUUCAGAGUCUGAAACUGAAGCAGACAAGAGCAAGCCUCCGGCAGCGGUGACCAGCAGCACGACGACGACAACGACCCCGGCCGCCGUCAGCACGUCGUCUCCGACGAGUCCAGCAAAUCAGGUGACGACGCCCACUUCACCAGUUAAGAAGGUCGUUCAGCCUGCCGGAAAGGUCUCAACCAAAGUGGAGGAGGACAGGAAGGACGAGUCUCCGGCUUCGUGGCGUCUGGGUUUGAGGAAGACGGGCAGCUACGGCGCGCUCUCUGAGAUCACAGCCACAAAGGAAGCUCAGAGGGAAAAGGACACUACAGGCGUGAUGCGUUCAGCCUCCAGCCCUCGCCUCACCUCAUCCCUGGACAACAAAGAAAAAGAAAAGGAGAAAGACAAAGGAACCCGGCUUGCGUACGUGGCCCCGACCAUCCCCAGGAGACUUGCCAGUACUUCAGACAUCGACGAGAAGGAAAACAGGGACUCCACAGCUCUGAUACGUAGCGGCUCUUACACCCGGCGACGCUGGGACGACGACCUGAAGAACAGCGAAGGAAGCUCCUCCACCAACCGGACCUCCAGCUACCAGCGCAGCACGUCCCAUACGCUAGCGCUGGGGCGGAGCGGCAGCACGCGGGACGUGCCAGCCAAGUCUUCGUCAACCUCCAGCUUGGAUCCUAACACCUGUAAUACUAAACCCUGGCAGCCACCCUCCUCCCACUACCCGUCCUACAGCAUUUACCGCAGCGGCUCUUUCGGCAGAAGACACGAGGACCUGAGCUCCUCCACCACCUCCUCCACAACCACCACCACCUCCUCGUCUGUUACCUCGCCCACUGGCCACCGCGGCCUCCUCUCCAGCCUGGGGUCCUCUUCCACCCGAACCGGCUCCACCAGUCUAACCAGCAGGUACUGGUCAGAGGAGAGUGCAGAGAGGGAAAAGGAGAAGGAAAAGGAUUCAGCUGCUGUUAUCCCCACUAUAAACACUGGCUCUACCACAACCACCACGUCUACCACUACCACCACCGCCAUAUCCACCACUACCGCCCUCACUGGCAUCGGCACCGGCCCGGAACGACGCAGGUCGUACCUGACACCAGUGCGAGACGAGGAGUCGGAGUCUCAGAGGAAAGCUCGAUCCAGACAGGCCCGGCAGUCGAGGCGCUCCACACAGGGUGUGACUCUAACUGACCUACAAGAGGCUGAAAAAACUAUUGGCAGGACUCGUCCCCAAAAGACCCGCGAAGAGGAGAAGGAGGAGAAGGAGAAGCAAGACAAGGAGAAGCAGCAGGAGGAGAAGAAGGAGACGGAGACCAAGGAGGAUGAUUACCGAUCGAAGUACCGGAGCUUUGAAGAGCGUUAUCGACCUUCGUCCUCCUCCUCUUCCAUUUCCACCGUCAGCACUGCCUCCACUGCUCCCUACUCCAGCUCUUCGUUGUCCUCCGGGUCCAGCGCCCUCAACCGGCCCAACAGCCUGACGGGGAUCACCUCAUCUUACAGCAGGUCCUCUCGAGACACAGAAAAAGAAUCAGACAGGAAGGACGAGGAGAAGGAAGGGGAGGACAAGUCUCAGCCCCGCUCCAUACGGGAUCGCAGGCGGCCCCGGGAGAAAAGACGUUCCACUGGGGUCUCCUUCUGGACUCAAGAUGGUGGAGAUGAUGACCCUGAGCAGCAGUCGGACUCGGAGGAGGGCAGCACCAGGGGAGAGCCACAGAGUGACAGAUUGUCCAGAAAUGAGAGCAGUUCAUAUUUGGAUCGCAACGAUGCUCUUUUUAGCUGUAGUUAUGGUGAGAGUCGAAGGCCGUACUCCAGCCGACUGGAUAGAGACGACGCCACCGACUACAAAAAGCUCUAUGAGCAGAUCUUAGCUGAGAACGAGAAGCUGAAGGCCCAGUUACGCGACACUGACCUGGAGCUGGCAGACUUGAAGUUACAGUUAGAGAAAGCUACACAGAGGCAGGAACGCUACGCUGACCGAUCCCAGCUUGAGAUGGAGAAAAGGGAAAGAAGAGCUCUAGAAAGGAAGAUUUCUGAGAUGGAGGAGGAACUCAAGAACCUCCCCCAGAUGCUCCCAGACUUGAAAGCAGACAACCAGAGACUAAAGGACGAGAACGGAGCGCUCAUUCGAGUCAUUAGCAAGCUUUCCAAGUAGAAACCGACCCCCCACCCCCGCCCUGCCCUGCCCCGCCCGGUCUUCUGCACCCGCUAGUCCCCCAUGGCAGCGACUAAUGGAAUUGCACAUUUAGAUAUUAAUUGCAACAGACAUCAGAGACGAGACUCCUUUUGCUUUCAGUUCCUCCCGGCUCUCCUUUUGCUCCUUCUUCACCACCACCGCUGCAGCAUCCAUCCAUCUGUUCAUCCAUCCAUCCGUUCGUCCAUCCUCCUCGGCUGUGGUUCUCUUGAUUGGUGUGGCUGCUGCUCUGACAGAAGUGCUGAGUUUACAGAGCAUAAAGGAAGGAAGGGUUGUGUGAGAGCGAUGUGGGCGGGGAAGCCUGAAAACUAUUUAACCAAUAAGCCUUAGUUGUACAUAAAAA
This is a messenger RNA of Poecilia latipinna (sailfin molly), 3712 nucleotides long. It is a transcript of the gene ppp1r12a, whose product is annotated as protein phosphatase 1, regulatory subunit 12A. The record is from RefSeq and is a predicted model, not a curated record. Gene Ontology annotation, molecular function: enzyme inhibitor activity; protein kinase binding; phosphatase regulator activity. The coding region runs from base 97 to 3330 and encodes 1077 amino acids. Gene Ontology annotation, cellular component: cytoplasm; Z disc; A band. NCBI's taxonomy places the organism in Eukaryota, Metazoa, Chordata, Actinopteri, Cyprinodontiformes, Poeciliidae. The transcript has 27 exons. Gene Ontology annotation, biological process: signal transduction.